CCGCCUUCUCACCGGAGGCCGAGGCCGGAGGCGGGAGGCCGAAGGAGCUGCGAGGCACCCGCCGCCCGAGCAGCGGCAGCGCCCUCAAGAGCGACAUGUCCCUUUAAGGAGAAGCGGAAGGGGAAGGAAGGCCGUGACCUUGGCGAAGACGACGCCCCCGUCACGUGAUACGGGAAGUGACCCUAGACUGGGUGCGCUCUUUUCAGCGCGUGCUGCCGCGGAGCUGGUGCUCAUUGGCUGUUUAAGUCACGUGACCUUCUCUUCUUCCGGACUGUAUCGUUGCUAGGCGACGGAGUCCCGGGGGUGGAGAGAGCGCCGGGGUCCCCUCGCGAUGGACGCCACGCUCCCGGCCGUCGCCGAAGAGCUGCUGAACGAGAUCGGGAGGGCUUUCCGAGAGACGGCUCAGGUCUCUGAUGACCUCCUCUCAGCGCUUAAAUUCAUCUUUGGGGCUUCUGCUGUCCUGGCUUUGGACCUGGUCGAUCGCCACUCCGUCACCCGCUUUGCGUCUCCGAGCGGAAGGAUGGUAUACCAGGUUGUUGGCAGUUCAAGGAAGACCUACACCUGUUACGCCUCCUGCCACUUCUGUACCUGCCCGGCCUUCAUGUUUUCUGUCCUCCGGAAAGGCGACAGCCUGGUGUGCAAGCACCUUCUGGCCGUCUACCUAAGCCGGGCGCUGGGAACCUGCCAGGAGGUGUCCGUCCCGGACCAGCAGCUGGCGAGACUCUUACUGCCGGAGGAAGCAAAAGGAUGAUGAGCGGAAAACCCUCGGCUGGGGUGAAAAAGAAAGAGACGGCCCGCCAGCCAAGCCCUGGAGACCCUGCUAAGCCGCUCAAGCUUCUGUAUUUAUGAAUUCUUCUUCUUCUUCUUAUUGUCAUAACCUCCCCUGCCGGAUCCCCCCUGAGCCUGCGGGGUCCCCCCUGCAAAGGACUAACCAGAAACUGGGUUUCUGAUUGUCUUGUGUCGAGCGAGUUACAUACCCCUGGCUGUUUUCUAUGGCAACAGGCACAAAUUAAACUUUUGACAUAUGUAA
Molecule: messenger RNA, 1030 nt
Organism: Pogona vitticeps (central bearded dragon)
Lineage: Eukaryota; Metazoa; Chordata; Lepidosauria; Squamata; Agamidae
Source: RefSeq, a predicted model, not a curated record